Molecule: messenger RNA, 1026 nt
Organism: Papilio machaon (common yellow swallowtail)
Lineage: Eukaryota; Metazoa; Arthropoda; Insecta; Lepidoptera; Papilionidae
Gene: NGR-A25
Product: neuropeptides capa receptor
Exons: 6
Coding region: 1-1026 (341 amino acids)
Biological process (GO): neuropeptide signaling pathway
Cellular component (GO): plasma membrane
Molecular function (GO): neuromedin U receptor activity
Source: RefSeq, a predicted model, not a curated record
AUGGAAUUGAAUUUAUUUUUGCGCGCAAACGAGACAUACGAUGACUUUUAUAACCGUUGCAAUAAUUUGACACAUUUCGAUUGUAGUGAAGAGGAAAUGUUGUGGUGGAUGAUGGGAUCUCGGAGAUUGCCAUUGAUUGAGAUCGUGCCGAUCAGUAUUAUUUUGGUGGUAAUAUUUCUUACCGGAGUGAUAGGAAAUGUAUGCGUUUGUGUUGUGAUAGUCAGGAAUCCUGGACUACAUACUGCUACCAAUUAUUAUUUAUUCAGUCUUGCUGUUAGUGAUUUGUUAUUACUUUUAUUCGGUCUCCCCAACGACCUGUCCGUGUACUGGCACCAGUAUCCGUACAGUUUGGGACUCGUGUUCUGCAAACUACGAGCACUUAUAUCCGAAGCAGCAACUUAUGUGUCCGUGUUAACAAUAUCUGCGUUCUCACUGGAGCGAUACCUGGCGAUUUGUCACCCGCUGUACCUAUACGCGAUGGCGGGGUUGACGCGCGCCUCGCGGAUCAUCCUGAUCCUGUGGUUCAUCUCCUUCCUCUGCGCCGCUCCGUUUGCUGUCUACAGCGAGAUCAGCUAUAGAGAUUAUCCACCAAAUUCAGGCAACAUGUCACUGAAUUCAGCAUUCUGCGCGCUAAUGGCUCCGUCGCCUCUUCUUGAACUAAGCAGCAUCUUCUUCUUCUUUGUUCCUGCUGUUCUUAUUCUCUGCCUCUAUGUAACUAUUGCAUUACACAUCAGGUCAACGAAGGUUACGAAAAAGACGAAAAUUGGUCUCUUAAAUGGUCACGUGCACGGAGAAACAAAACAAGCAAGGUCUAGGAAAGCUAUUAUCAGGAUGCUCGUUGCUGUUGUUGUGGCAUUCUUCGUGUGCUGGACGCCGUUCCACUUCCAGCGACUAUUCUACAUCUACGGCUACGAUCUGCCUCAGUUCCACGUCAUCAACGAACAUCUUUUCAACGUCGCUGGGGCUCUUUACUACGUGUCUGCUACUGUUAAUCCUAUUUUAUACAACGUUAUGAGUGCCAGGUAA